Molecule: messenger RNA, 1711 nt
Organism: Polyodon spathula (Mississippi paddlefish)
Lineage: Eukaryota; Metazoa; Chordata; Actinopteri; Acipenseriformes; Polyodontidae
Product: apolipoprotein Eb-like
Exons: 6
Coding region: 127-954 (275 amino acids)
Biological process (GO): negative regulation of neuron apoptotic process; regulation of amyloid-beta clearance; positive regulation of nitric-oxide synthase activity
Cellular component (GO): extracellular region; intermediate-density lipoprotein particle
Molecular function (GO): lipid binding
Source: RefSeq, a predicted model, not a curated record
CCGGGGCAGCCACCCCACUGCACAGCAGCACCAACACCGAGGGAAGCAGGCAAAACAAAAAAGAAAAAAAGAAACCACAUCGAAUUGAAAGCAGCGACAGAUUACGCAGUGCAAAGUGCAGCAAUCAUGAAGUUUCUCGCUCUCGUUUUGGCUCUUGCCGUCAUCUCCGGGACUCACGCCCGCGCCGUUCCCAAAAGCGAGCUGCAGGGAAAGUGGGAGGAGAGCGUGGAUAGGUUCUGGGAGUACGUGAAUAAGGUGGCAACCACAGCCGACGAUUUCGUGGAUAAAAUCAAGGGAUCCCAAGUCAGCAAGGAACUCGAUGGGCUUAUAACAGACACCAUGGGUGAACUCAACCUCUACGCUGAUGACAUCCAAAACAAGCUGGCCCCUUACACCCAAGAUGCUGCCGCCAAGUUCGGCCGCGACAUCGCGGCGCUGAGGAGCAAGCUGCAGGAGGACAUGGACGAGGUGAAGGGGAAGAUGGCGCAGUACGGGGAGGAGCUGCGGCUCACGGUGGGUCAGAACGCGGAGGAGGUGCGCUCCCGGGUCAGCAUGUACACUCGCAAGCUGAAGAAAAGGCUGGGCAAGGACAGCGAGGAGCUGCGCAGGAAGAUGAGCGCCUACACCGAGGAUCUCCGCUCCAAGACCAGCCAGAACCUGGAGGCGGUGCGCGAGAAGCUCGAACCCUACACCGGCAACAUCCGCGAGAGCACUCAGCAGAAACUGAGCUCCCUGCAGCAGAUUUUCCUGGAGUCAGCCGGGAGCCUCCAGGAGCACUUCAACAGCAAGGCAGAGGAGUUCAAGAAGCAGAUGGACCAGACUACCCAGGAGAUCCACAGCACCCUCCAGGAGAAGGCAGAGGAACUGCGCAGCUGGUUCGAGCCCUAUGCCCAGAGCCUGAGAGAUCAGUUCAAUGCCAUGAUCGAGAAGAUCAAGCAGAACGACCAGGUCUAGAACCUGGGAACCUGCUCUAGAACCCCCCCUCCCCCCACUAGACAGGAACGCGUAACUCGCGUAAUUCCCCCAUGGAAUUAUUCACUGUAGAACCCCCCACCCCCCCACGUUAACAAAAAACUGUCCUUAACAGCUUACAAGUUUUCAGUAUUGGGUUCAGUGUAGCUUCAGUUGCAAAACAAAGUCCAUGUUCUUUCCAUGGCAUUAGCAUUGUGCAAUAGCCCUCUCUAUCUUCUCUCCUAUCAGCAGCUUUCCUGUACACAAUCCAGUAUUCAAACAAACUGCCAGUAUUUACGCUGUGUUGUUCUUUUUAAAACUUAAUAAUGUGCCCCCUUCGGACUGACACUCCUAGAUCAGGCUGUGUGUUGUGUGGAGAUACUUGAACCUACAUUCUAACUCAGCCCUUGUCUAUCUGUCUGUCUGUCUCACAGAGCACUCUAUGGUGCCCCACUGUGCACUGUUUUCAUGUAGCCAGAAUUAUUUUUUUUCGGUAUUCUUUGAUACCUUGUGCUGUUUAAGUAAAAGUCUUUGCUCCUCUUUGCUAGAUCUACGUGUGAGAAAUAAAACCAAACCAAAUGAAGCGUGACUCAUUACUGCUGCCUGCCUGUUCGUGUGUCUGGGAUUCAGUUUAAAUACAUACAGUUUAUUGUGCUUCUGUCAUUUUUGUUUUUCUACACAUCUAGUUAUCGUUAGUGCUGCCAAUGCAUGGCUUUUCAGUUCAUGAAAAAAAUAAUAAAAAGAUAUUCUUCAUUUGAAA